AUGGGCUCGCAUAUUCGAGCUCAUAACCAGCAAACCAUUAGAGCAGUUGACAUGCCUCUGUGUCCCAUCAUUAUAUCAGAUACAAUAUAUCUUGCCUCUGCCCUCAAAAACCAAGAAGAAUCAUCUGACUUUACAAUUGGAUCCCCUUUAGAAAACUGUCAUGUUAUCGCGGGUGACUGUACAAAGGGUAGCCCAAGUACAUCAGUGCCGUUGGUGUAUCUUCGUCAUGCCAUGGGAUGCUUUCCUCGUCUCAAAGUGGUUAUCAACUAA
This is a messenger RNA of Phycomyces blakesleeanus NRRL 1555(-), 270 nucleotides long. RefSeq lists its product as hypothetical. Bases 1 to 270 code for a protein of 89 amino acids. NCBI's taxonomy places the organism in Eukaryota, Fungi, Mucoromycota, Mucoromycetes, Mucorales, Phycomycetaceae. The record is from RefSeq and is a predicted model, not a curated record. The transcript is spliced from 3 exons.